AUGAGGGCUGUUAAUUUUGUUCAGAGACUGCAGUGGGAUAUUAAUGGCAAUGUUCUGACUCAUGGAAUUGUCAUUGGUGACGUUGACAAUGAUGGAGACAAUGAAUUAGUCGUUGGUACUUCAGAAGGAGAUCUCUACAUUUUUAAAGGAACUGAAGUCUGGCAUAAGACAACUGGACUAGGAUUGAUAUCCUGCGUCGCUAUAGGUGAUAUUUUUAAUUAUGGACGAAAUGCAUUGGUUGUAGUAUGUGGCGAUGGUUGGGUUCACAUUUAUUACAGUCCACGGUCAGUUAAUCCCAGUAUAAAUUCUACUUAUUCACAAGUCAUUAAUAAAGAGUUUUUAGAUAAAAUGGGUGGAAUUAAUUUUGACCACUUUUCAAGUUCCACGGAGUCGGAUCAACUGUCUAGUAAAAUGGAGUGUGUACAUUUACAGAGAAUUCCUACAAAUACAAAAUUUAUUCUGAUCGCAGAUGUAGACCGUGAUGGUGCUAAUGAAAUGAUUCUCGGAUUAACAGAUCGUGUUGUUAGGUCUUACAGAUGGUCGAGUAACGCCGAUUUAGGUACUGGUAAACUUAUUGGAUUAAAUAAAUGGGAGUGUGCUAAUCAAAUUGGCACUGUAACACUCCAGCAUAUGAGUGACGGCACUCCGACAUUACUAGUAGCUCAACCAGGAGGUACAUUUAUGCGUAUAAAAUGUAACCGAGAUGACUGCGAACUAAGAGAUGAUGAUUCCAAGAGCGAAGCAGCUGCAAGUUGCGUUGAUUAUCAAACUCUGGGAAUCUCCAGAAUGCGAAACCCGAAUAUCUCAACUGCCAUUAUCGGAAACUUGGAACCUGGUACCACAAAAUAUCUAGUCUCCGAUGAAUCACCACCAAAAUUCGUGCCAAAAGACACUAGUGUUAAGCAUACAUUUGAAAGUUCAACAAAAGAGAAGAAGGAAUUCAAAACAGGAUCCCUUGAAUUCAAACGUAACUACUCGCAGCUAGACACUCGGAAGCGAAGCUUAGACGAGGGUGUAGGCAAAAGAGAUAACAUUAUUCGCGAGCCCACAAGAGUUGACGAAGGAAGUUCUGAUGUUGAUCAAGUCGAUGGCAAUGUACUUGGUGGGAACAUUAUCCUAGGAGACUUUGAAAGCAAUUCGCCUAAAAAAUCCGUCUUACCAACGUAUGAUGAUUUCUCACAUACCAAACUCAGUUCUGAUGAAUCAACGCAAGAAGCCGUCGAUGUUAAUGUUAAUUCAAAUGAUAAAGUUAUUAUUAAUAGCAAACCCUAUGCGCUAGCCACUCUCGAUGGUACAAUUAUGCUUGUUAAAGAUGAAAUUAUUUUAUGGGCGAUGCAAGUAGAUCAUUUGAUAUUCGCGUUAUCGCGAUUAGACGUAACGGGCGAUGGUUCUGAUAAAAUAGUAGUGUGUGCUUGGGACGGACUCACUUAUUUCCUCGAUCAGGAGUGCAAUUCCGUACGGUUUCAAUUUGAAGAACCCGUGAGAGCUUUCUGCGCUGGAAAUUACAGUUUGAGUGCCGGCACAUCAACACCCAGCGUUGUUUACGCAACUUUUACUAAUAAGAUUUUUUUGUAUUACGACGUAAUGCUUCCAAGUAUACUCGCCAAAGGCCUAGAUCCGCUGGAGACUCUGUCACCGGAACAGAAAAAAAUGAUAGACAAUUUAUUCGGUGAAUGCUCAGACUCUGAGAGAGACAAAAAGAUGCAGCAACUCACUGAGUACUUAUUAUACGGAAUGAAGGUUGACGAGUAAGGUCUGGUGUCCAAUGUCUAGAUGACGGUGUAAAUUUAAAAAAAUAAUAUAUACAUAUAGAUAUAUUGAAGUUUUAUACAUAAAAGAAGACUAUAAAUAAAUAAAAAUAUAUUAAGAAAUAUUAUUUAUUAUUAUAAAGGUUGCUGAAGAAAAAUGUGAAUGAAAAAGGUAAAAAUUGUGGUAGAUUAGAAAGAUCUAUUCUCGAGUGACAAAAGAAAAACAAGAUCUAUAGGCAGGAUUUAAAAAAUGAGAUUUAUUUAAAUUUAUCUCUAUUUAAAUAUGACAAAGUUACUAUGAAAUAAAAAGGAUAAACGAGUAAGUCGUGACGUGACACCGACCAAAAAUAAAUAAAAUGAUAGAAUAUAAAAAUAUUAUAUUGUAUAUAGACAAGAAUAAAAUAUAAAAAAAAAAAAUUGAAAACGAAGAAGAAGAGUAUAAUCUUAACUGGAGAAAGACGUAUGUUAUAAAGGAUCCCCUGUCGACCGCAUUCCACGAGCCAUUUUAUUUUAUUGGCCCGAUACGAAGGGUGUCAAAUGUAACACGACAACGGGCCCACCUACCUAAUAUAUUACUCAGUGGGCCAGAGACCGGAGAUCCACUUUGGACACCUAAACAUAGGACUUGAAUUUUGUAUCAAGAAUUUUAAAAUAAAAAAUAAAAAAAUAUAAAUAUACAUUAUAUUUUCAGAUACCCGUGAAAAAAGAUACGGAUUUUUAUAAAAGGACACUACCAAUACCUACUUUAUACUCUAUAUACUAUAUACUAUACCUAGUACAGCUCUUUCGAGUAUUGUAAACUUGACAUGACAUAUUUUUGACAGAUUUUGUCUGAUUUGGUGUCGAGUGACAGGUCUAAGGGGCUGGAAGCACCUAAGGUUUUUCUCGCGGUUGACGUCACGCGAUCAUAAUCACGCAGGGUGUUUUAAAACGAAAGCAAGAUAAGAACUAUGCAUUGUUAUUCAAUAUGAUGACAAGUAAAUGACGGUAUACAUGAUGUCCUAUUGUUGUGUGGACUAUACUCGUGUACCUCGCAAUUCUUUCUGUUUGGAAACGUGUCCAGAUCAUUCCAUAGAGACUGGAGAUGUUGCCAGGGGCGUUUCCAUUCAUUCGUCAGAUUUUUUAUUAUAUUCCCACUUAUUCUUGGUGGAUCGUCUCAAUUCGUACACAACACACAUCUUAUUUUGUCCUGGCUCUAAAGCUCCAGCCCAGAGCAACAUAGAUCCUUACUUAUACUCACAUUUAUUAUAUGCCCAUGUGUAUGCAUUAUAGGGCCCAAUA
Molecule: messenger RNA, 3029 nt
Organism: Cotesia glomerata
Lineage: Eukaryota; Metazoa; Arthropoda; Insecta; Hymenoptera; Braconidae
Product: KICSTOR complex protein ITFG2-like
Exons: 8
Coding region: 1-1752 (583 amino acids)
Biological process (GO): regulation of TOR signaling
Cellular component (GO): KICSTOR complex
Source: RefSeq, a predicted model, not a curated record